UGUACCAUGUAGAACAGGAAUACUUGGUUGGCCGAGCUGCCGCCCAUCGCGACCAUCGUCGACUAUAUAUUUACCAUGAGCCAUAAGUAAUUCAUUCAUCGUUCCACAUGAUACAUUCUACAAUUACCUUCACUAUGAUCGCAUCGAUGCCUCGGGUCCUCUUCCUCGUUGCUUUGACCGUCGCCAUGGCAACCGCCACGUCUGGCGCGCGGAGCCGGCAGAUCCACCUGCGCUUCUACAUGCACGACAUCACCGGCGGCCCGGGCCAGACGGCGGUGCAGCUCGUGAAGGGGCCCGGCCCCGCGCACCCGUUCAUGCCGGGCGCCCACUUCGGCGACACGACGGUGAUCGACGACGCGCUGACGGAAGGCCCCAGCGCGGCAUCGCGGGCCGUCGGUCGCGCGCAGGGGUCGUACAUGCUGGCGGGCCUCAAGGAGCCCGUGCUGAUGGUGUCCAUGACAGUGGCGCUCACGGGCGGCGUGUAUAACGGCAGCACCAUCGCCGUGGUGGGCCGGGACGACAUCUCCGCGGCGGUCAGGGAGCUCGCGGUCGCCGGCGGCACGGGCGCGUUCCGGAAGGCGACGGGGCACGUCCUCUGGCGGACGGCCAGGAUGGUGUCGCGCGACCACAUGGUGCUGGAGCUGGACGUCUACGCGACCAUGCCGGCCGCUGUUGCUGCUCCGAACGGGCAGCGUCAGUCCGGCGUUUUGAAUAUUUAGUGAAGCUCCAAAGCUGGGUUCGAAUAAGUGCAAUGUUUGAGUCUUCUGUGUCUUCGUGAUUCCCACGCAUAUUGUUUUUUUAAGGAAAUUUUCGAUCUAUUCAUCUUCAA
Molecule: messenger RNA, 829 nt
Organism: Aegilops tauschii subsp. strangulata
Lineage: Eukaryota; Viridiplantae; Streptophyta; Magnoliopsida; Poales; Poaceae
Product: dirigent protein 1
Source: RefSeq, a predicted model, not a curated record